AUGGCCAAGGGUAAAGAUGUCCGAGUAACGGUUAUUUUAGAAUGUACCAACUGUGUUAGAACCGGUCUUAAUAAGGAAUCAAGGGGUGUUUCCAGAUAUAUUACUCAAAAGAAUCGACACAAUACGCCUAGUCGAUUGGAAUUGAGAAAAUUCUGUCCCUAUUGUUACAAACAUACGAUUCACGGGGAGAUAAAGAAAUAA
This is a messenger RNA of Eucalyptus grandis, 201 nucleotides long. The record is from the annotation of a RefSeq genome assembly. Lineage: Eukaryota; Viridiplantae; Streptophyta; Magnoliopsida; Myrtales; Myrtaceae.